AAUUCGGUAGGAUAAUCGCUCUCUUGUUACGUUUAAGCUGUGCUGCGUGGUCUGGAGCUCCGCGUGGAUACGCAAGUGGCGCAUGGCUAGGAUGCCUGAGCUUCCCCCCUCCUUGAUCCCGUCUCCUCAUCCGACACCCCGAGCAUCGACCACUGUUGAGACAAAAGGUAAACCAUUGAUUGAGGUGAUGUCAUUCAGACAGGGGCCACGGACAGACAAAAGCAGACAGUAGACAAUUCGACCGGAGGAUUUAUGUUUAUCAAGCCUGCACUCGUUAGACCAACGUCCCACCUCUGUCACCUGGCGCUGCCCUUCUCAGAAAUCGCGCCGAAUUACCUAUGUGCCGGCAUUAUCCCCACCAACCGAAACGCAAUUUCACAGCUCCAAGACAGAUAAUAUGGGAGGCGAAGAGGUAGAGACCGGAGACCGAGUGUCGUGGAAGUGGGGUGGCAGCGCCCCCGGGGGCACAGUGGCCGAGACGGCAGACCGCGGUGAGCUCGCGGUAACGUCGCACCGGGGCAACACGAUCGCGAAGACGGCGCGGCCUGGCAACCCAGUCGUGCGCAUCGAGCGGUCCGGCAACGACGUCGUCAAGAGGGUGUCGGAGGUGACGGUGGAGAAGAAAGGAGCUGAUAGGAAGCGCAAGGCGGGGACUCAGGCUGCUGCAGAGGGCGAGGGCGAAGAGGAGGGCGGGGAACCAAGAAAGGGGGAGAAAGGGGGCGAGGAAGGGGAGGGGGAGGGGAAUGACACUGGGGAUUCGCCUCGCGUCGCUAAGGACGGACCCGCAGCGAACAAACGGCAGAAGCACGAUGAAGCCGACGAUGGGAGGGGUGAGGUCGAGGAAGACGCAAGCGUAACUGAGGCAGCAACCGGGGUGGUGGAUGAAAGCGAGGGGGUAGACGACGACGAAGUAACCGACUCGGCGUCGGACGAAACAGAGGAAGAGGAUGUAGACUAUGAAGGAGGGACUGAGGACGAGGAGACCGACUACGAAGAGGAAGAAGGAGAGGACGAGGAUGACGGCUCUGGCGACCGGCGACCGGGGCAGCACCGGAGCCGUGUUUAGGCGUACAUACGUAGAGAAGCUACUGGUGAGGCGAGGCGAAGGUAUGCGACGUUGGUGAUAUAAACACCGGGCCGUAGAGGUGCCGGAAUACUUCUGCGACGUCUUUAGAUAAGCCACUUGUAC
Durotheca rogersii is the source of this 1189-nucleotide messenger RNA. RefSeq lists its product as uncharacterized. The transcript has 2 exons. NCBI's taxonomy places the organism in Eukaryota, Fungi, Ascomycota, Sordariomycetes, Xylariales, Xylariaceae. The coding region runs from base 398 to 1066 and encodes 222 amino acids. The record is from RefSeq and is a predicted model, not a curated record.